This is a messenger RNA of Paralichthys olivaceus (Japanese flounder), 707 nucleotides long. NCBI's taxonomy places the organism in Eukaryota, Metazoa, Chordata, Actinopteri, Pleuronectiformes, Paralichthyidae. The record is from RefSeq and is a predicted model, not a curated record.
AGUUUCUCCUUCGCUUUUCGUGACUCUCAGUUUGUCCCUCGCUGGUUCUCGUACCAUAACACGGAAGUGGCAGCGACACAUCGAACCGCGAUUUGUUUUGUUUUUUUUUAAAAGUCACUGAAAUACGCGAAUACCUGUGUAACUGUCUCCACGGUGACUUUCAUUAUUCAACUAAUCGUGUUUUUAUUUCCCCCCCACCACCUUUGCUGCGUUGCUAAACGACAGCUAAACGAUGCUACAGAGCUAGCCAGCAGCUAGCCAGCAGCUAGCCGCGGUGCUAACGAGAGGACGCCGUCGUUCAUGUCGCUGAAAUGGUCCAGAGCUUGUUCCGGACCGGGUUCCUGGUCCGGGCCGCUCACACGCUGCUCACCUGGGUCACGACCCUCAUCCUGUUCCUGCACGACACCGAUUUGCGGAGGUGUGAGGAGCGAGGAGAGCUGCUGCUGCCGCUUCUCUUCUUCUUCCUGGUCGUGAUGUCGGUGCUCUUAUACUUCGCCGUUUCUCUAAUGGACCCUGGCUUCGUUCUCACUGACGCUGUGAUGGCGGUGGAGGGGUCAAACGAGGAAAUGGAAUCAAUGAUUCCUCAGACUUCAACCCCUCGGCUGCGGCGCUGCGGAUACUGUCUGCUGCAGGUAACCAGCUGCUGCCAACGUAACACAGCGUCUGAAUCCGAACAUGAGUUUGUCAUGAACACAUCAUUUAACUGA